GCUAGAAUAAGACCGACUCCAAAUGAAUGCCGAUGAUUAAUGAAUAGAUGUUCGACGAGCAGGUGUCCACAUACACUACAUGACCAAAAGUAUGUUUAUAGUAACAUGUUACCUUUGGCUCGCAAACUAACCAGAAUGAAUGUGAAUCUCAAAUGGAACCAUAAAGUGAUGCAACCGGACUUGUCGUUGCAAGUCACGCCUCUCAGUUCAGUGAAGUACUACCGUGUACAGAAGUUCUGUCGUUGCAUCAUUUCGGGGCGCUGAGGAGAAUAGUAUUAAUUCACCCUACUGUGUCAACGAAAUAAAGCCCCAGGAUGUGUGGUAUAUGGGCCUUGUUUGGCAGUGAUGAGUGCCUGUCGGUUCAGUGCACCAGCGCUAUGAAGAUCGCCCACCGGGGCCCCGACGCCUUUCGCUUUGAGAACAUCAACGGCUUCACUAACUGUUGUUUCGGCUUCCAUCGCCUGGCUAUUGUAGACCAGCUGUAUGGCAUGCAGCCCAUCCGCAUCAAGAAGUUCCCCUACCUCUGGCUUGUCUACAACGGAGAGAUCUACAACCACCACACGCUGAAGGAGCGGUUUGAGUUUACUGACUACCAGACCAAAGUAGAUGGUGAGAUCCUGCUUCACCUGUACGAGCGCUUCGGCAUUCAGAAGAUGGCAUCCCUAUUGGAUGGAGUGUUCGCCUUCGUCCUCCUGGACACAGCCAAUAGGAAGGUUUUCCUGGGGAGGGAUACGUAUGGCGUGCGGCCCAUGUUCAAACUACUGACUGACGACGGCUUCCUGGCUGUGUGCUCUGAGGCAAAAGGUCUGACUCAUAUCACCCACUCAAUGUCCUCACCUCCUAAGAUCACUCCAUUCCUCCCAGGACACUUUGAGGUGUUUGACCUGAAGCCCACAGGGAAGGUAGAGUCUAUUCAGAUGGACCGCUUCCACUGCUGCACCCAGGAGCCCAACCACGCUGUCUAUGACACGGUAGAGAGGCUUCCCUCAGGUUUUGCCCCAGAGACAGUGAAGAGCAACAUCCGGUCUUUGUUUGAGAACGCUGUCCGGAAACGCCUCAUGGCCCACAGGAGGAUCGGCUGUCUUCUCUCAGGUGGUCUGGACUCCAGUCUGGUGGCAGCUACGCUGGUCAAACUGUCCAAAGAGGAGAAGUUAAAGUACCCCAUCCAGACCUUCGCUAUCGGGGCUGAAGACAGCCCAGACAUCCUGGCUGCUCGCAAGGUGGCGUCCUACAUCGGCAGUGAGCACCACGAGGUCAACUUCACCCCCGAGGAGGGUCUCAAAGCCGUGGAGGAGGUCAUCUUUCACCUGGAGACCUAUGACAUCACCACCAUACGUGCCUCUGUCGGCAUGUACCUAGUGUCAAAGUACAUUCGUGAGAAGACUGACAGCGUGGUGAUCUUCUCUGGGGAGGGCUCUGAUGAGCUGACACAAGGGUACAUCUACUUCCACAAGGCUCCCACUCCCAAGGCAGCAGCAGAGGACAGUGUUCGUCUGUUGAAGGAGCUGUACCUGUUUGACGUGCUGAGAGCAGACCGCACCACCGCUGCACACGGUCUGGAGCUGAGAGUGCCUUUCCUGGACCACAGGUUCACAGCGUACUACCUCUCCCUGCCUGAGGAGAUGAGGCAACCUAAGGAUGGAGUGGAGAAGCACCUCCUCAGAGACUCGUUUAAAGGUCUGAACCUGAUCCCAGACGAGAUCCUAUGGCGACGUAAAGAGGCCUUCAGUGACGGAAUGAUGUCUGUCAAGAAGUCCUGGUACAACAGCCUGCAGGACCAGAUGGAGUCUGAGGUGAACGACUUCCAGCUGGAGAAGUCUCCUAAGACGUUCCCGUUCCUCCCUCCCAGAACCAAAGAGGCGUACUUCUACCGCCAGGUGUUUGAGAAGCAUUACCCGGGCCAGGCCGAGUGGCUCAGCCACUACUGGAUGCCCCGCUGGAUCAAUGCUACAGACCCCUCAGCCAGAACCCUCUCCAUCUACAAGCCUGACAAAGACCAGUGAUACAGCAACAACAGUGGCUCUUUUCCAAUACCCUCACUAGCGUAGCACUUAGAAUGAAGCAGUCUGUUGAGCAUGCACUCUAAGUGGUAUGUUAGUAUGGAUAUUGGAACGUAGACCGUGUCAGCUGUCAAUCACUUCUGCCAUUAUUACUACACCUCCCCCACACAACAUACCGAUCUGGAAACUCUGAUGCUAAAGUUGUGACUUUUAUGGAAUUUUGGGUAACGAUUAGGCUUGUCCCAGCGUACCUGUGUACACGCGAGUCUGCUGUGUGCGUAUGCACUUGUGUGUGUCUGACUGUGUGUAUGUGUACCUUGCUUUUUUCAAUUUUUAUGGCCACGGUUAUUGUCAUUUUUGUUAAAAAUCUUUUGACCUUGUAAUGGUUUAUAAUGCAUCUUUAGAUACAACAUACCUAAUUAGCUACGACAAACCUAAUGACUAGAACACAGCAUUGGUGACAUCCCUGUCUCAAAAACGAAUGGAUUUGACCUCUUGGAACUUUUGGAAAUGAAUCUUCUCCCAACCGUGCCUUUCUGCUCAUAAAAUGAUUACCAACUUUACCCACUUCAUGUAAAACUGCUAUUGGGUAAAUUAUGUCUACUUGAAUAUAAAGUUGAAUCCCCCAUUCUCCUGAAA
Messenger RNA from Salmo salar (Atlantic salmon), 2639 nucleotides. RefSeq names its product asparagine synthetase (gene asns). NCBI's taxonomy places the organism in Eukaryota, Metazoa, Chordata, Actinopteri, Salmoniformes, Salmonidae. The record is from RefSeq and is a predicted model, not a curated record. Gene Ontology annotation, molecular function: asparagine synthase (glutamine-hydrolyzing) activity. Gene Ontology annotation, cellular component: cytosol.